Messenger RNA from Caenorhabditis auriculariae, 2643 nucleotides. The record is from the annotation of a GenBank genome assembly. NCBI's taxonomy places the organism in Eukaryota, Metazoa, Nematoda, Chromadorea, Rhabditida, Rhabditidae.
AUGGACAGUUCCCGUCUGGCUGUUUUGGCUUUUCCACCGAGUUACUCCCACAUGUUCCUACAUGUUGUUCCAUUCCCUCAUAUUGCCUCUGUCAACUUUUUGUAUGUUUCUGGAUCACAGAUUUUGAAAUUGCCUUCUAAAAACUUACUCAAAUUUUGAACGUCCGCGAAGUAUUCUUCAACUCCUUCAAAAAAAAAAGCGUAUCGUCGCACUAAUUCUAAUUUUUUGAGAUCAGGUACGCAUUAAAAUCCCUUUCUUCGGCUGACCAGAAAAAAAAUCUGAGAAAGCAAGACUUUUCGUUUUCUUAUAUUCAAAACUUCACAGGAAAGGUUAAGAUGUCUGCGUAGUAUUUUUGACAGUGAAAAGAAAAUAAAGUUUUUUUUUUCGAAAAGUGUGAAAAUUCGUACUUGCGAAAACCUGUUUCUUUUUUUUUCGUAUGACCCUUUGUGUACUUUGAACUCAAAAAACACUUCCAAGAAGAGGAAAUCUGUCGUUUUUUGUUGAAUUCGUCUCGAAAUUGAUUGAUGCACUUCCUUUUCAACUUGUGAAUUUUGCAGGUUUUGGCACUUCGCAGUCUCCGCACAAGUUUCCACUCGCGGACACGCUCUCCAGGAGACGUUUUGCCAAUUCUGCGUCGAAAGAAAACCUCUGAAGGUGAAUAAUCUGCACAACGAACAACGUGAGGCCGAUAGACUCUGCGCGUGUGGAACGAAUGACCUGUUAGGCCCGAAACUGCCCUGCGCACAUCCAAAAAAUUGGGCGCGAAUUCCAGAUGUGUCGACCGGACUAUUGUUUCCCAUAUCUUCCUUUACUGCGAUCUUUCGCCUGUUCUUUUCGAUUUGAGAUUUUUCUUUUAGUGAAGCCGACCCUAAUUUUUUCAGAUUGACGCAAAUCAUCAUUCUGUGAUUUGAUUUUUUGCGUAUUUUCCAUAAUUUCUUCGAUUUUGGAUCGUUAAAGAAAAUGUGAGAAAAUUUCGAAAAACAACUAUUUUUUUUGCAUCAGAAGCUUCGAAUUUUAUUAUUUUUGCGUAUGAGUUUUUUAACUUGUCUCCUUUGGUUUUCUUAAACUUUCAAAAAUCCUGAAAACAGAAAAAAAUUAUAUUUAGAGGGUAGUAGGUUAUGAAAACAAAAUCAAGAGUUUAAUAUAACUAGUGGCUUACUUUGAAACUUUUUCUUGCCAGCAAAAUUCCAAAAAAAAGCUCUUAUUAGAGGAUUCGAUUAUUUAUCGUCUACUGAAUAUCCUCAAUAUUUUCAAUAUUUGAAAUCAAAGUUGCGACUUUAUUUGUUCAGGCCAAAUCGAACGAACCACACGCACACAAUGGUAGACGUGAACACGACACUACGUGAAAAUCCGUUUCUUAAGGUAAAAUCCUUCCUAUUUUGUGCUUAAUUUGGAUGAUUACCUAAUUAACCUUGGAUUUUCAGAAUGAUAACUGUUCACGGAGGAUUUUGCGUAGACCUCCGAUCAAGUACAAAAACGACAAGAAAGGUAGCUACCGAUUUUUUGAGACUAUUUCUUCUUGAAGUUGAUCGAAAGAAUUCUAAACAAUCAAAAAAUCACGGUAAAAAGUUUGGUUGUCGCCUGAAUCUCGAACCAAAACCAACAGUGAGUUUUUGACAAGAAACUUGAGUUUAAAUUCGUCGUUUUUUCUUACUGCGAAAUGGGAAGAAUGUUAGUGUGCACGUAUUCGAUAAACAGCAAUGAGCGCUAUCGUCGCUUAUCGCUUUGGGUUUUAUCGUCCCAACUCGCCCAAUGGCAAACUGACGCCAUGUUGCCGCCCGAGCAUGAAGUCCUUCUUUCCUCAAACUCUCUUAUUUGUAUGACCUUUUUAUUUUUGGAAUUCUAAAUUUUUUUAUUAAAUAAUAAACUUUCCGGUCUUUGAAAGACGCUACUUCUUUGAGAAAAACUCAAUUCAUAUUCAGUAGCUCAAAAAGAAUACUUGUGCAUUUACACUCAAGAGCGGAAAAAAACUUUCGAAGGACCAUUCUUAUGAGGUCAAAAUUCAGAGAAGCUUUUCCUUUUUAGGUCUUCUUCUUUUUCGCGAGAAAAAAAUAUUACCAAAAACUUUCUGAUUCCAGUCUCUAAAAAAUUGUUUUCAAUAAAAUCGAAGGAGCAAAAUUUUUGAAAAAUUUGAAAAUUUUGAAACGGCUUUGUCGCAAUUAUUAAAUAGAGUUCUACCUACGCUACUCUAAAGAUUUUGCACGCUUUCUCAAAUUAAAUUUAUCUCAGGCCCAUUGUAAUUUUUUUUUCCGAACGAUUUGAAUUGGUAGAUCGUCACCUUAUUGUUAACAUGUCCUCUGUUGUAGCUUCCGUGUCAAUUUUGCUCUUGUCUAUUUAGAAAAAAGUUAUGACUCAUCAGGAACCUGUCCAAGGUUUCCGUAUUUCUAGAGAGGAUCAUUUUUAGUUACGAAACUUUGUUCAAACUUGAUUUCUCUUACCUAUAUAGGCAACAGUUUUUUCCUGUCUUAUGCUCAAAUGAAUCGUGUAGACAUGUAUUUUUAUCAAAGAAAAAGCGUAUUUUUUUCAUUUCUUUGCCCUUUUCAAUUUAAAAAAAAAAAAAUUUUCUUGAUCAAGUUUUUCUUUACUACAGGCAGUUCUCUUCUUGGGUCCAAAAUGAAAAACGCCAGAAAACUGUGGCGAUAA